UUUUAUGGAAAUGAAACGCAAGAGCCCGCUAGCGCCCGCCUGCCAGAGAAACCGCAAUGCACGGGGGGUCAGGUUGUAAAAUGCUAACAGUAGAUGGCGGUAACCCAAGAAAGCUGAUCUGACAGAUCCACCAGAGCCCCCUUGUCUCAGUUUGCAUUCGCAAAAAAAAUAGAGGCAGGGAAGCCGAGCAAAGCUGAAGGACAUCAAAUGAAACGCGAUCGCUCGCAGCGGCUCCUCUCGAGUUUUUCGCAGAACCAGGAGCCGGGAGUCGGCAAGUCGUGAGAACAUGGAAGACAAAUCAAAUUCCAUCUCCAGCAACAAGGACGAAAAAGCCGACGGGAAUAAUGUUUUCCAGAGGCAAGACUCCAUACAGAAGAAUAACACGGGGAGCCAAAACAUGAAAGAACACGCCAAUUCGGUGGGCUUUAAGGGGGACAGGGAAGAAGCCAUGGUGGGCUUUGAAGAUUUGGAAGGGACGUCGAGGCAGCACGGCUUCAUGCAGCGACAGUUUGGGGCUAUGAUGCAGCCCGGGGUUAAUAAGUUCUCCCUGCGUAUGUUCGGGAGCCAGAAAGCCGUGGAGAAAGAGCAAGAAAGGGUGCAAACGGCCGGAUACUGGAUCAUUCAUCCCUACAGCGAUUUUAGGUUUUACUGGGACUUGAUAAUGUUGAUCAUGAUGAUGGGGAAUCUGAUCAUCAUUCCUGUCGGAAUAACAUUCUUUUCUGAACAAACAACCACCACCUGGCUAGUGUUUAAUGUUGCCUCAGACACCAUCUUCCUGGUUGACCUGGUCAUGAACUUCAGAACGGGGAUUGUCAAUGAAGAAAGCUCUGAAAUCAUAUUGGAUCCCAAGGUGAUCAAAAUGAACUAUUUAAAAAGCUGGUUUGUGGUCGACUUCCUCUCUUCUAUACCCGUGGAUUAUAUCUUUCUAAUUGUGGAGAAGGGGUUUGACUCUGAAGUGUACAAGACUGCUCGUGCAUUGCGCAUCGUGAGGUUCACGAAAAUCCUCAGUCUCCUGCGACUUUUGCGUCUUUCACGACUCAUCAGAUACAUUCAUCAAUGGGAAGAGAUUUUCCAUAUGACCUACGACCUGGCGAGUGCCGUGGUAAGAAUAUUUAAUCUCAUUGGAAUGAUGCUUCUCCUUUGCCACUGGGACGGUUGUCUGCAGUUCCUGGUCCCCCUUCUCCAAGAUUUCCCACCUGAUUGCUGGGUGUCGCUAAAUGGUAUGGUUAAUGACUCCUGGGGGAAGCAGUACUCAUACGCCCUCUUUAAAGCGAUGAGCCACAUGCUCUGCAUUGGCUAUGGAGCCCGCGCGCCUGUAAGCAUGUCUGACCUGUGGAUCACCAUGCUGAGCAUGAUUGUGGGUGCCACCUGCUACGCCAUGUUUGUCGGCCAUGCCACCGCCCUCAUCCAGUCCCUGGACUCGUCUCGAAGGCAGUAUCAAGAGAAGUACAAGCAAGUGGAGCAGUACAUGUCCUUCCACAAGCUACCUGCAGAUAUGCGACAGAAGAUACACGAUUACUAUGAGCACCGGUACCAGGGCAAGAUCUUUGAUGAAGAUAAUAUUUUAAGUGAGCUGAAUGAUCCACUGAAAGAGGAAAUUGUGAACUUCAACUGCCGGAAGCUUGUAGCUACAAUGCCGCUGUUUGCCAACGCUGACCCAAACUUCGUGACGAGCAUGCUGAGUAAAUUGAAGUUUGAAGUGUUCCAGCCCAAUGACUACAUAAUUCGUGAGGGCACUGUGGGGAAGAAGAUGUACUUCAUCCAGCACGGGGUUGCCAGCGUCAUUACUAAACACAAUAAAGAGAUUAAGCUAACAGAUGGAUCUUAUUUUGGAGAGAUCUGCUUGCUGACUAAAGGGCGCCGCACUGCCAGUGUGCGUGCUGACACCUACUGCCGUCUUUUCUCGCUGUCCGUCGAUCACUUCAACGAGGUGCUGGAAGAAUAUCCCAUGAUGCGGAGGGCUUUUGAGACCGUGGCUAUUGACCGGCUCGACCGCAUCGCAUUCCAGAAUGAUCGGCAACAAAGCAGCACUCCCCUCUGAGAUGGCAGCAAAUAGAGAACGAUUCAAUCUACUUAACCAGGUAAGCUGGUGUAAUCGAGUUUAAGUCAUGCAGAAACCGUCCUGGGACUUGGGAAUGAAUCCCCCACCCCCCACGAAAAAACUGUUUGAUGUGGAACAAAACUCCUAAUUUUAAGAAUGGUGCUUUAGCCCUUUUCAGAAUUAUCGUAUGAAAUAACACAUACUAAGUAUUAUCUUCUCAACUGCUGUCUCUUCAAUGAUUAUGAUGUAGUCUAAUAAAAUUCUGAUGCUAUUUCAAAAAGAAAGAAAACAUUAUAAGAUAAAGGAUCUUUUGUUGAAAUAGUCACAUGACUAUUUAAUUCACAUGAGCCUUUGGUGGAAUUUUUAAGUGGCAGGUGAUUUUUGUGUAAUUCUACACACAUUGUUAUUGGUUUAAAGUAACUGCAGUUAUAUCUAUGUGGGAUAUUUCAGAUCUGGACAUAUCUGUGAUAGAUUUAUCACAUAUCUGAAUAAACAGCUUUUUUAGGUUUCAGAAGUAUGUGUAGAAAUAGACUCUCAGGCGGUUGGUUAAUGAGGCUUAUGUUCCUGGAGUAUGUGAAAUGUCAUUUCUUAUAUAUAGCAUAGCAUUCUUACAUAAAAUGGAUUCCAUGCAUCUCUGAACAGCAUCCUAAGUGUGUCAAAGGGCAGGAUCUUUGAUCAUCAUUCUGCUGACUUCCCCGUUUAGCUCCUCUGCCUCCCACCCUGUCAGACAGAAUUAGUGCUGAUGGUAGGAGCGUCACACAGUGCCCCCCCCCCCCCCCCCCGCACACUGACAGCUGGCAGGGGUCUGGCCGACAUUUACUUUGCCACAACGUUAUGUGCACUUCAUACAUUUUGUUAAAAAUGCGCGAUGCAUCUCCUGAGGGUAACAUCUAUGAUCAUCAGAAUAUGAAAUUAUCGUGAGAGGCCGGUGAAUUAUUCAUUUGCGAAAUUAUAUAAUAUUUUACAUUCUCACAUGUACUACCUAGAUGUCAGUGUCAGCUUUGUUUUAUUCAAACCAUGCAUGAUUUUUAUAUGGGCUAUAUAAAAAUUCUAAAUCUGUAUUUAUCCUUUUGUAUUUCUGACCCAUGCAUGCCUUCCUUGGGGGCAGCAUGGCGGAAUUGUGAUGCAGGUCAACAUGGUCAUCUCUCACCCCCUACAGACCAGGGUUCAGUUCCUUGCCUUGGCUCUCGGUGUGCAGAGUGUGCAUGUUCUCCCCAUGGGGUGUUUUCCGAUCCCAGCCGCUCCCCCACAUUCUAAAAACGUGAAUUGGGGUUGCCCAGUUGUCCGUAGGUGUGAAUGGUGCGUCUGCUCCAUGCCGGGUGUUUCUCGGAUAGGCCCCAGACCUUUGCCGCAAUGUAUAGGACAAACAGUAUGGACAGUGUAAAAAUAAUAUCCUUACCUUCAGAUAACAAAUAAUACAUUAAAUGUAAAAUUUCAUAAAUAUUCUUAUAUCGCCUAUAAUUAUAAAAAAUGCAUUGGCUUCCAUUGGUUAUUUUUUUAAAUCAUCUUUAUUGGUUCCAUUGAUGUUUGAUAAAUGGGGGGGAAAUUUAUGAAAGGUUAUCAUCCAGGAAUGGCAUACGUCUUCACAUGAGACAGUGGACGUUUUGUGGGCUCUUCAUAAUCGUCUUAUUUACGACAAUCCAGCUUCAAAAUGGAACCUGACAGCACUUAUCCCAAUAUAUAUAUUUAUGAUACGCGUGUCAUUAUUAGUAAGAAAUCUUUAUUCUUAGUACAAUAUGCUGAACUAAUGUAAAUAUUAUAAUAUAAACAUAAGAAGAUGUACUGUAUUAUGUCAAUAACGUACAAUAAUCGGUAGUUUGAAACCUAAUUUAUUCUUAAUUAUUGAUCGUUAAGCACUGGUAAACUUUGUGCGCAUGUUGGAUUUUCAAUUUAAAAUGUACAUUCUGUUUACUUCAUAGUGAUUUCUUUAAGAGAACCCUGUUUUCAAUUUGACAGUAUAGAGUAUUGAAUUGCUUAUUUGCUAUUUUUGAAGAUUUCCCUCCAAACAGGUUUAUUCUGUUCUGUGAUUGCAAUACGUUUAAUGCAUGUUGUACUCCCAAACUACAGAAAAUCAGCAUGUGACACCUGUAUUAUUCAGUGACAUGUAAGUCUCCAGCCCUGUAUAUUCAUUACCUUUAUUAUUAGAUCUAGUAACCGUGGUUCUCCCCAUGUGCUUCCUUUAUAGCAGAAGCUAUAGAAUAAAUGACUGACUGCAGGUCAGACUUUUCUGCUUCUAGAACCAAUUUGUAGGUAGUACUAUAGGUAGUUAUAGGCAUAGUUAAUGGUUAUACAAAAAUAUAUGUGUGCGUGAAAAAAAAUAUGUAUGUGGCAAAUAGGAAAUGGUGAAAUAUAGUUGCAUAAAUAGGAAUCUUUUUUAUGAUGAACGUGUGUGCGCAUGUAUGUAUGUCAACGUGAAGCAAUAUACGGUAAGAAAUCUCAUUGUGUCAAAGAAGCAAUCAUGAUCAUUUCAGAUAUGAUCUUUAUGCUAUUUUAAGGAUGUCCUGAUUCCCCUGACGUUUCACUUUUUUCAGCGUAACCCAUAUAGCAUGUGCAGAUGGAUAGUAUCAUCAUUUCAGUUUGACUGGUUUUGUGACUAACUACAUAGAUGUGUGUGUUUUGGACUUUGUGAUUCAUUUAUUGCCAUAAUGUGUACUUCACAUCAGUCUUCUAUUAAUAUGUUCUAAUAGUUUGUUCUUUACAUCAAUCGCAAAAGAUAACAUUGGCGGAAGCAGAAAUUGUUGCUGCACUGCGGUAAUAUUUGCUGACCUUAGCGGUAAAACAGACUUAAGGCCUUCGGAAUAUGAAAUAACUUACGAGGGAAGUGGUGUCCACAUAGUAAAGUGAGGAGUUCAGAAACCUCUUCAGAUUCAUUGAGGGGCGUUCAAACUGACAGUUUUAUUCUCUGGCUUUGUGCCUGACUGCAGUGACAAACGUUACUUUAAAAUAGUUAAUGAUGGGAAGAAAAAUAGUAAAAAGAAACAAAAAUGUUUUUUGGAUUAUAUGGCUAGGAUAUGAAUGGCUGUAUCACAUAAAAAUCAAACGUUUAGUAGUUUUAUUAAAGGAUAUCAUAAUUAUACCUGAUAUACUUAAGAAUAUUUAACUUCUUUUAACACCCAAUAACUUCUUCAUAGGUGAAUAAAACACAUCACAGCUGCUUAAAAUGAUUUUCAUAUUAUUCAUCAUAGACAAUUCAAUCUAUUCUUAUGCUGGAAUAAAUGCCUUGGUUUAUUCAGUAGCAAACUGAACCAAAAUCUCAAACAAUUUUAUAUUUUGAAAUAUAGUUUGCUAUUGUUUUAGUAUUGGAAAAUAUGGAAACAAGCCAAUAAGAACACAUAAAACACUGGUAUCCCGCUUAAGGUCUCAUUUUAAGUUACUUAAACAAGCCUUAAAAGUUUAUUUCUCUCAUGAUAUCUGAGGACAGUGUACUUUUCAUUGUCUUGAAAUUAAAUUUGACAUUAUAGUUUUAAAGGGAGGAUUUUUGUUUAAAAUUCUGUUCUUUGCAGUAAACUAGAACAUACAAAAGUACACAAGUAGAUUAUGACUCUCAUUCACAUUUGAUAUUUAAGUCCUGCAUAGGUCAUUUUUUUUCCUUUUCACUUUUUACUGCAUUGGACAGUGUGUGGUAAGUAAAAAAGAAAUGAUGUGUGUGUGUGUGUGUGUGUGUGUGUGUAGAUUAGGAUCAAAUGUCCCCCACAAUGUAAUAAAAACCUACUUUUCCAGGUCCCCACAAAUAUCUGUGAACGCAAUCAGUAAAUCAGUAAAACAAAAAUAUUUUGUUUGGUUACUUAUGAUUAAAGUUAGGGCUGGGUAGGGGUUAAGGUCUAGGUCUUCAUGUUGGAAUUAGAGUUUUCCUCAUAGAGCCCCCACAAAGAUAUAAUUACAAACCUGUGUGUGUGUAUGUAUGUGUGAACAAAAAAGUAGUUAAGAAAGAGUUAAUAGUGAGUGUUGAACUAAUUAUUUUGAUGGCGAAUAUGAUUUCAUCUGCAUGGAAUUUAUUAGCGACUAUAAUAAUAAUUAUUAUUAUUAUUGUUAUUACUAUUAUUAUAUGAACAUGUCUUAAACUGCAUUCAUGGCACCAGAUGACGUGUAACUCAGCAGGUUAAGGAUCCGUGCCAGGAAGUUGUGGGUUCAAGUCCUUUAGCUGCCCUUACUUCUUUCAGAUAAACAAUAACUCAUACGUUUGCUUAUGUAUCUUUGAAUUUAGACAUUUCUCUUGUUCGCCUCUCAACAGGGAAGAAGAAUUCGCUCCUGCUGCAGAAGUUCCAAAAGGACUUGAAUGCUGGUGUCUUCAACACACAGGAAAACGAAAUCUUGAAACAAAUUAUCCGCCAG
This is a messenger RNA of Brienomyrus brachyistius, 6373 nucleotides long. RefSeq names its product potassium/sodium hyperpolarization-activated cyclic nucleotide-gated channel 1 (gene hcn1). Gene Ontology annotation, cellular component: membrane. Lineage: Eukaryota; Metazoa; Chordata; Actinopteri; Osteoglossiformes; Mormyridae. The record is from RefSeq and is a predicted model, not a curated record. Gene Ontology annotation, molecular function: voltage-gated potassium channel activity. Gene Ontology annotation, biological process: transmembrane transport; potassium ion transport. The transcript has 8 exons. Bases 287 to 2041 code for a protein of 584 amino acids.